GCUAGCCCAAAUCUUAAAUACAUCCUCAAAGACAUUUGGUUUAAAAGAUGGAUCUCUUGCUAUUUCUCUUAAACAGUCUCAUGAUCCCUAUAUUCAUAACUUUACAAAUUCUUCUCCAAAAGUUUCACCUGUGCAAUAAUAAAUCAUAUUCUUCUUUCUCCCACAGAAUAUUAAUGCACUAAUUGCAUCAAGUGACCCUGUUUCUAUAAGUUUCCACUUUGAUGUAUUUAUACACUUGCAUCCAAUUCAAAAUUGGCUAAACCUGGACAGCAUAAUAAUAAUUCUCCAAAUUAGGCAAUGCUAGACCCUAUAUGCUCCAGGGGCACCAUAUCGUGGCUGACCCUGCACUCUGACCCCAUACUUGCCUGGGAUAGGCUGUGUGAAAACAAAGAAAUAUCACUGUUUAUAUGUUUAUAAUGUGUGACAGUAAAAAAAAUGCUUCUUCUUCUAUAAAAACUGGAAGGUUUUGAAACAGAAAUAAGAAUCUUGGAAGUAUACUCAUUUUAAUUGUAGUUAUUUUUUCAACAAAGUUAAUGGUAGUUCAUCAGAAUUCUGACCCCCUUUUAGCAUGCCAUUCAAUCCAUCUGUUGAUGAAUGGCAUUGGCACACAGCAAACAUGUACAGUCAGACACACACCUUUACCUAGUGGCAGGCCUGACAACAAAUGUAUGCCUACAGGAAAUGAACAAACAUAAUUUAUCUGAAUAAAUUUCAAAUUUAUUUGAAAUUCCUUGGCCUUCAUCAUUUUUAUCCUUGACCAAUCUAAAACUAGACUUUAGGACUGUAUCUAUAAAUGAAAAAGAGACAUUAAAAGAGACACAUUGUUCCUAACACUUCUACAGACUAUACACACUACUAGUAUCUACACGGAACACAGAAAAAUAAAUAAAUAAACGCGCAAGCGCACAUUCACACUCUGACGGGACUCUCUGCUCCCGCUCCAAACCGCCUCAUCUUCUGAUUGGCUCGUUUGAAGACCAAAGAGAGACCUGAUUGGUCGCUUUUGAAUUACGCGUUCGCGGCCAGUUUGAAUCAAGGAACUCGGAGCUCAGAUACACAUACAACACCCGCACGCGCUUUCAUCUUAAAAACUGCAUCUGGACAUCUGAGGAAAAGAGGGAAAUUUGGACAUUCGUUCAGAUUGUUUAGAAUUCAAAAAGUUGUGAGGAAAAAAAAAAUGGAUGACUACUUAAAGAUAGAGAAAAUUGGUGAAGGUACAUAUGGUGUGGUGUAUAAAGGCAGGAAUAAAACCACUGGGCAGGUGGUGGCCAUGAAGAAGAUCCGUCUGGAAAGUGAGGAAGAAGGGGUGCCCAGCACUGCAGUCAGAGAGAUCUCACUCCUCAAGGAGCUCCAGCACCCCAAUGUUGUACGCCUGUUAGAUGUACUGAUGCAGGAAUCAAAGUUGUACCUGGUGUUCGAGUUUCUGUCUAUGGAUCUAAAGAAGUACUUGGACUCUAUCGGAUCAGGCCAAUAUAUGGACCCCAUGCUGGUCAAGAGUUACCUGUAUCAGAUUCUCGAAGGGAUUCUGUUCUGCCACUGUCGCAGGGUGCUGCAUCGAGAUCUGAAGCCACAGAACCUGCUGAUCGAUAAUAAAGGUGUUAUUAAGCUGGCAGACUUCGGGCUGGCACGUGCCUUUGGAGUGCCAGUUAGAGUGUACACACAUGAGGUGGUCACUCUAUGGUACAGAGCUCCAGAGGUGUUGCUGGGGGCCUCUCGCUAUUCCACCCCUGUAGACAUCUGGAGUAUCGGUACCAUCUUUGCCGAACUUGCCACUAAGAAACCGCUCUUUCAUGGAGACUCUGAAAUAGAUCAGCUCUUCAGGAUCUUCAGGACUCUGGGGACCCCUAACAAUGAGGUUUGGCCAGAUGUUGAGUCGCUGCCUGAUUAUAAGAAUACCUUCCCAAAGUGGAAAUCUGGGAAUCUGGCUAACACAGUGAAAAACCUGGACAAGAAUGGCAUUGAUCUGCUCUCGAAAAUGCUGAUUUAUGACCCUCCGAAGAGGAUUUCGGCACGGCAAGCAAUGACACACCCCUAUUUUGAUGAUCUGGAUAAGAGCACUCUUCCCGCCAGUAACCUCAAGAUAUAAUCGCACCUCACAGAUCUUAUAUUUCCCGCUCCAUGUUUUACACAUACAUGGUCCAAUGCAGUGUAAGUUCUGGGGUCAUAACGAAUCUAACUCUAAAAUUUAGUUAUUUCUUAUUCAGAGUUGUUUCUUAAUCCAGAAUUGAAGGAGGGGUAGACUCACUCCUCCAACCUGCAGUAAUGCAAUCUGAGUCUUUUGACACGCAAUAAUUAACUAAGUUUGAUAACUGGGUGGGUUUUCUACUUUUGUUCGUCUGUUUUUUUGUUUGUCUUUUCCUAUCCUGUUUUGUAUGUUAUAUACAACACCCGUUUGUAAAUAAAGCAUAUAUUUUUUUGUGGACCUGAAGUAAAAUAUACAAAUAAUAAACAGUGUUCUCAUUAAAGAGCGCUUUGUA
Xyrauchen texanus (razorback sucker) is the source of this 2477-nucleotide messenger RNA. RefSeq names its product cyclin-dependent kinase 1. The record is from RefSeq and is a predicted model, not a curated record. Gene Ontology annotation, molecular function: RNA polymerase II CTD heptapeptide repeat kinase activity; ATP binding; cyclin-dependent protein serine/threonine kinase activity. The coding region runs from base 1178 to 2086 and encodes 302 amino acids. The transcript is spliced from 8 exons. Gene Ontology annotation, biological process: G2/M transition of mitotic cell cycle; mitotic G2 DNA damage checkpoint signaling; protein phosphorylation. Gene Ontology annotation, cellular component: nucleus. Lineage: Eukaryota; Metazoa; Chordata; Actinopteri; Cypriniformes; Catostomidae.